This is a messenger RNA of Leucoraja erinaceus (little skate), 3349 nucleotides long. RefSeq names its product TBC1 domain family member 30-like. The record is from RefSeq and is a predicted model, not a curated record. The transcript has 11 exons. The coding region runs from base 1 to 1731 and encodes 576 amino acids. Gene Ontology annotation, cellular component: endoplasmic reticulum. Lineage: Eukaryota; Metazoa; Chordata; Chondrichthyes; Rajiformes; Rajidae.
AUGAGCGCGGCGGGCCGAGCGGCCUCGGGGCGGGACAGCGGCCGCUGGAGGAGCCGCAGCCUCGGGCAGGUCGUCGGCGAAGUCCUGCGGAAAAGGAGGCGAAUCUCCCGGGCAGCGCCUCGUCUACAGCGGCCCCGGGACACGGACACAGGCGUUGACACGAGGCUAAAGCGAGGCGGAGGAAACCUGGUGGAUCACGAUGGCUUUCAGCAGUGGGUGGACACUUGCAGGCCAAUCGUGUGGCUCCCAGCUGGAAUACCCUCUGCAUGGAGACAGCGGAUGUGGGUGAUGAUGGCUGAUCACUAUCUCGACACCAUCGCUGUGGAUUGGGGGAAGACAGUGGAGAGGGUGAUGGCGGGCCUGGACCAGGAUGUGUUGGGAGUGCGAGUGGAGAAGGAUCUGCGCCAGUCCAGCCUGAAGCAAUACGGCGGCGCUGACCUGAAACGUUUCCUGGCCGCGCUCAAGCGCCUGCUGGUGGCGUACGCUCGCUGGAACCAACACACGGGCUACUGCCAGGGAUUCAUCACGCCAGCGGCUGUCAUCCUCGCCGCCAUGGGGAGCGACGAGGGAGCAGCCUUAAAGGUCCUCCUCUAUCUCCUGGACCACGUGCUUCCAGACAGUUACUUUGCCAACAGCAUCAGCGCCCUGACUGUUGACGUGACCGUCUUUCAUGAGCUGCUCAAGAUCCAGCUGCCCGACCUCUGGCAACAUCUGGAACAUCUGUACCGGGCGGCCAAGCAAGCUAGCGAUGGGAGGUGUGUGUUGCCGCUCCACAGUGUGGUCACCAUGCACUGGCUCCUCACCCUCUUCACCUCCUGUCUGCCCAAAGACUCCGUCAUCUGGAUCUUCGAUGCCAUCUUCUUCGAGGGUUCGGAGGUGAUGCUGCGGGUUGCCCUGGCGAUAUGGGCUCAGCUGGCAGAGUGGAUCGGGCGGUGCCAGAGUAUCGAGGAGGUUUCGUUCGGGUUAAGCCGGGAGAUGAUGGCAAGGAAGGUUCUGGAACCCGUGGGACUCAUGCAGGCGGUGCGAUCAAUGGCUGCGUUUCCGUCCCUUAAAGUGAGGGAACUGAGGGAGAAAUACAGCCGUGGGCCUCCGCAGACCAAGCCCAGCGUUGCCAGUGUCCGGCCCAAUGACCCAUCGUUGAGGAAGACAGGCAGCGAGACCAAUGGUCACUGCACCUUCCUGGCUGCUGUUGGUUACGCACAGACACAGAACCAGCAUAACACAGGCAGCUCGGAUUCCCAAUCAGGCACGACACUGCCGUACCCCAGCAAGACCAAGAAUAUGAACCGUUUCCUCGCUGACCAAAGGCUGGAGAAUGGUACCAAGGCCAGGGGUAAUGGAGGCCACCAGCUGGGUGAGACGUCUGAGACGGGGCACAAGGAGCAGAGGAAGAGGCUGCUGGCUCCGUGGUGUUUGCAGGUGUCCCGCAGAACCUUGUGUCGGGGCUCGAAGGGGCGGUCAGCUUGCAGCGACACGGUCAGUUUGCUCCAGGAGACCAACGACGUCUACAAGGCGGACCCUCCCAAAACGGCCGACUCUGCCCGCCCUCCCCCGGAGGGAAGCUGGGAAAAUCCGGGAACGUCCUGGGAUCGGGACGGGAAGCGCUCGGAACCGUGGUGGGAGAGGGAUGGAGGUGGGCCGUCGGCGGUCGAAACGCUGCUCCAAACUCUUCACAUAUCGGAGCAACGACCCGGCCCAUCGCCGGCCCCCCGGACAUCUCCUCGCCGCUGAAGACAAACGCUUCCACCGCCGAUCCGACGGGGAAACGCACCAACGCGCCUCUGCCGGCGAAUCUCUUCACCAAACCCCUCGGUCACAAGAACACAGCGAUCAGAGGCACCGUUCACAUGUCCCAACUCAGCCAAUGACUCGGAGCAUGUGGCAGGGACGGGAGGUGGGUGGCUGAGGGGAAGAGAGGAAAAUCAGUGAUACAGCGUGGAAACAGGCCCUUCGGCCCUACUUGCCCCCACCGUCUAACAUGCCCCAACUACACCAGUCACACUUGCUCGCAUUUGGACAAUAUCCCUCUAAACCUGUCCUAUCCAUGUACCUGUCUAAUUGCUUCUUAAAUGUUGCGAUACUUCCUGCCUCAACUACCUCCUUUGUCAGCUCGUUCCACACACCCAUGGAAAUGUCACCUCCCUAUUAAAUCUUUGCCCCCCUCUGGUCCUCGAUUCCCCAACUCUGGGCAAGAGACACUGUACAUCUACCCGAUCCAUUCCUCUCAUGAUUUUGUACACCUCUAUAAGAUCACCCCUCAUCCUCCUGCGCUCCAAGGAAUAGAGACCCAGCCUAGCUCACACCCUCUAGUCCUGGCAACAUCCUCGUAAAUCUUCUCUGAACCCUUUCAAACUUGACAACAUCUUCUAACAUGCAGUUCUGGGCACCGCAUCACAGGCCCCUAGUGAGACCACACCUGGAGUAUUGCCCCUAGUGAGACCACACCUGGAGUAUUGCGUGCAGUUCUGGGCACCCCAUCACAGUGAGUGGAGGCUUGGGAGAGGAGGUUUACCAGAUCGAUGUCUGGAUGAGGGAGUAUUAGCUACAGGGGGAGGUUGGACAGACUUGUAUUGUUUCCCCUGCAACACUAGAGGUGUCAGGGAGACUUGGUCGGGGUGUGUACAAUUAUGAGAGGCGUGGAUAGAGUAGAUCGGCAGAACCAUUUUCCCAGGAUGGAAAAGCUAAAUAUAGAUGGCGGGGCUUUAAGGUGAGAGGGACAAAGUUUAAAGGAGAUGUGCGGGCUCUUUUGUUACACAGAGGGUGAUGGGUGCCUGGAAUUCACUGGUGGUGGUGGUGGAGGCUGGUACAAUAGUGGCGUUUAAAGAAACAUUAGGAUAGGUACAUGGAUAUGUAGGCAAUGGAUGGAUGUGGAUUCAAGUGGUCUUGACGUCAUGUUUUGUGCAAACAUUGACAGAGGGGACGGGUAAAGCUCUUAGAAUAAAGGGGAGGUCAUUUAAGACUGAGGUGAGAAAAAACCUUUUCACCCAGAGAGUUGUGAAUUUGUGGAAUUCCCUGCCACAGAGGGCAGUGGAGGCCAAAUCACUGGAUGGAUUUAAGAGAGAGUUAGAUAGAGCUCUAGGGGCUAGUGGAGUCAAGGGAUAUGGGGAGAAGGCAGGCACGGGUUAUUGAUAGGGGACGAUCAGCCAUGAUCACAAUGAAUGGCGGUGCUGGCUCGAAGGGCCGAAUGGCCUCCUCCUGCACCUAUUGUCUAUGUUUCUAUGUAAGUGACAGGGUGGCCAGAGAAGAAAAGGCAAAAGGCGCAAGAGAAAGUUCAAAGAGGAACAAAUUGUGAAGCCAGAGGAAGGAAUGUAGGUGGAAGGGGAAGGCGAGGGGAGAAAUGGGUGCGAGU